AUGGGCAUCGUCAGUCAUCAGGAGAGCAGCUCCAUUCAGCGGCGCACGGAGUCUCAUGCCGUCUGUGUAGCAUGUCAAAGCAGGAAUCGUAAGCUCUCCGCUCAAUAUGUUCUCAGCGCGAUACCCCUCCACGAACCGCUUCAUGUAGACUCUUCGCCCACCUCUGUUGCAGUGGCAGAUGGCGCCGUACGCAGCAGAAAUAGCACUGCACUCAUCACCGUAGUGACCAACCACAAGAUCAUCGAUCAAAUACCGGCGUUGGUUGUAGAGCGAGCGUCUGAAGGACUCCCUGUCCCUCACCCACACACGGCUGCUCAGCGCCUCCCACAGCACCUCACCGUCGAUCCAACCAGCAACCAUCAUUUCACCAUCGUUGUCGUCCUCCAGAAAGUGCUCGGGGCUAUCGUACACCGUGUUCUCAUCGCUCUCAAGGUAGCCCCGCAUCACAGUCUGGAAGCGUUGGAUCGCCUCGUAUCGCGUGUCCUUCGCAAGUGGGUUCGUACCUGUCGUGAUCAGUUGACCGGGUAUAAAGGGAACACCGCCAUCCACAGCUUCGCGCCACGUCCCAAGCAAAUUCUCCUGCAGCACUCCGGGGCAAAGUAG
Molecule: messenger RNA, 603 nt
Organism: Trypanosoma grayi
Lineage: Eukaryota; Euglenozoa; Kinetoplastea; Trypanosomatida; Trypanosomatidae
Exons: 1
Coding region: 1-603 (200 amino acids)
Source: RefSeq, a predicted model, not a curated record